Molecule: messenger RNA, 1095 nt
Organism: Coniophora puteana RWD-64-598 SS2
Lineage: Eukaryota; Fungi; Basidiomycota; Agaricomycetes; Boletales; Coniophoraceae
Product: actin-66
Exons: 6
Coding region: 1-1095 (364 amino acids)
Source: RefSeq, a predicted model, not a curated record
AUGAACGAGCCAGCUGUACUCAUUCUGGAUGUGAAUUCGGGUGACGCAAAGGUCAUUGAUAGCGGCACUGACGCUUGCAAGGCAGGCUCCAGUCUCAAGCUCUCCACCUCCCCAGACUACCGUUCCCUCCGUCCAAUCGAAUAUGGCAGAAUCACAGACUGGAACGCGGCAGAAGCGCUCUGGCGCCACACCCUCAUUGACGAGCUACACAUCCGCCCGGACGACCGCGCCAUCUUGAUGACAGAAGCACCGCUCACUUCCAAGCAUGAUAGGGAGAAAACCACACAAACAAUGUUCGAAUCCCUCACCGUGUCCGCGCUGCACAUCGCCACGCAACCCGAGCUCGCGAUGUGCGCGUCAGGCCGCGGCACGACGGGCGUCGUAGUCGACUCAGGGGACGGCGCAACACAUGUCGUCCCCGUCGUCGACGGUGUGGCGGUGGAGAACGCUAUCACAGCGCUGAACAUCGCAGGAAGCGAUCUGACGGACUACAUGGCCUACAGGCUGAACGAGCGCGGCAUCUCGAGGUUUGAGUGGCGCGGUGCGUGGUCCGAGGGUCACGCCGUUGCACGUGAGAUCAAAGAGCGUCUUUGCUACGUCGCCGUGGAUUGGGAAAAGGAGGUUCUCAAUGCGAAUGUCCAGCAUUCUGAGGAUGAUGAGGCGUUUGAGUUGCCGGAUGGCCAGAGUCUGGCUGUAGGGAACGAAAGGUUUUACACAACGGAAGUUCUCUUCCAGCCGUCCAUACUGGGUCUAGAUGUCGCUGGUCUCCAAUAUACAACGUACAACGUGAUCCACAAAUGCGAUACCGACCUCUACGGCCCAUUAUUCGGUAACAUUAUUCUUGUUGGUGGAAACACGAUGUUUCCAGGAUUAUCUCAGCGCUUUAAGUCAGAGCUCACAUCACUCAACCACGAUCCGAACACCAGCAUCGAUGUCUACGUGCCUCCUGACCCCAGAGUAUCCGUCUGGAUCGGCGGUUCAAUUGUGACGUCGCUCAGCACCUUCAAAGACAUGUGCGUCUCAAGGACGGAAUACGAUGAGGUUGGGCCAGCUGUUGUCUAUCGUAAACAUAUCAAGGCGCUAUAUAUUGAUUGA